GUGCGUGUGUGUGUUUGUGUGCAUGUUUGUCUGCAGCACUCACCAGGUCGGUCGGGUGCGUUCACAGCACCGAGGGCUUCCUGCUGCAUCCAUCCGCCUGACACCGAGGAGCGGCGGCGCGGCCCCGCAGGUUUUUAACAGAGACCCAGACGCUGGUGGACACGUCCCCCCCCCCCCCCCCCCUCAGGACCACAGAGCAGCUCGCCCCUCUCCUCAGCAGCAGUUUGAAGCUUCCAUCAGACUCAUGCCUGUCUGACGGGACACAGCCCCACCGUGGCCCAUGCACUGUACCCGUUUCCCUCCCUGUCCUACUCCUCCCUCAAGCUGACGCAGAACCCCAGGCACCUUCCCCCCCUCCCCCACCCCCACUCCCACCCGGUCCCCAGCGACUCGCCGCCUCCAGCCAUGGCAGCUGGCACAGAGACCGUGCACUACAUCCACCUCCACAACUCCAGCCAGUCGGUGCUGGAGGCCCUGCGCACCCAGCGGCGCGAGGGCCUCUUCUGCGACGUGACCGUGAGGAUCCACGACGCCUCGCUCCGUGCACACGCCUGCGUCCUGGCGGCGGGCAGCCCCUUCUUCCAGGACAAGCUGCUGCUGGGUCACUCUGAAAUCUCCGUGCCGCCUCUGGUUCCCGCCGAGACCGUGAAGCAGCUGGUGGAUUUCAUGUACAGCGGCUCUCUGGUGGUGCUGCAGUCGCAGGCCCUCUGCAUCCUCACCGCUGCCAGCAUCCUGCAGAUCAAGACGGUCAUCGACGAGUGCACCCAGAUCAUCUCGCAGAGGAAGGCGGCUGCGGGGGCGGCGGCUGCGGCGGCGGCUGCAGCUGCAGCAGCAGGAAGUGCAAUGCUGGGAGGAGUUCUCCCGAAACAGGAAGAGCGUGGGGGGGGCAAGGGGCGAGAGAGUGGCGGCAGCGGAAGCUGCUCUGUUGGUGGAGCAGGUGGGGGUUAUGCAAACUUCUCCAGCUUCAUGGCUGAAUGUGGGGCUAGUAACAUGGGUGCUGGGCUAGGGGGGGGCGGCGUUGGUGUCAGCGAGGGCGGCCAGGGCCAGAUGGAGCAAGCUAACACCGUGAGUCUGAUGGCGCUGGGCGACAUGGGCCCCGGCUCCAUGUGUGGGGACGGGAUGGGCUCCGGGGCCGGCACCAUCCUCAUGAAGCAGAGCUCCAGCUGCACUCAGGACGUCCGGUACAAGCUCCGGGACCUGCUGGCCCAGACGGCCAACGGAGCCAACGCCAGCAGCACGGGGAACCUGUCGGCCGGCUGCAGCUCCGGCGUGGCCAGCGUGGACAGCAUCGGCAGGGACAGCCUCCGCGGCAACACCACCGACCUCUCCGACGACCUGGUGGGGAUGGACCGGUACAGCGAGGAGGAGGACCUGGACGGGAGAGAGCGGGGGAGAGACGGAGACAGAGACAGGGGGGCGAGCCACAGCCGCAAGCAGAGGCAGCCGCUGAGACUCCAGGUGCUGGGAGGCGAGGGAGUGGUGGUGAAGGAUGAAGGGGUGCAGGACACGGACGGGAGCGUCUAUGCCUUGGAGGAAGGGAGACGAGUCGGAGAGCACGAGGGCCCCCAGGAGUCCAUGGCAGGAUUUGGACAGGAUUUCUACGAUGAGCAGGGGGUGUUCUCUGAGAGCUUCUGGCCCCAGAGCGAGCCUCCUCGGGCCAUGGCCUUCAACCCGAGAGGACGGGUCAACAAGCCUCUGACUCCGCCCCCAACCACCCAGUCCAUCAACAACCAGCUUCUGUUCCAGUACCCGGUGAGCCAGUCGCAGCCCCCGCCGUUCUACGUGGGGGGGCCCAUGGGCGGGAUCGAUAGCAUGGCGGGGACCGAGCCCAGUCAGCCGGCUCCGCCCCCGGCGCCGAUGACCCCGGCCCCACCUCCCUCCAACUGCUCUGCGGGCCCCUCCCCUUCCUCCCAGGGAUCUGAGACCUCGUUCGACUGCACGCACUGUGGCAAAUCUUUACGUUCCAGGAAGAACUACAGCAAGCACAUGUUCAUCCACUCUGGCCAGAAACCUCAUCAGUGCUCCAUCUGCUGGCGCUCCUUCUCCCUGCGCGACUACCUCCUCAAACACAUGGUGGUGCACACCGGCGUCAGGGCCUUCCAGUGCUCCAUGUGCGGCAAGCGCUUCACCCAGAAGAGCUCGCUCAACGUGCACAUGCGCACCCACCGUGCCGAGCGCACCUUCCAGUGCAACGUGUGCCACCGGGCCUUCACACACCGCACCUUGCUGGAGCGCCACGCCCUGCAGCACGCCCACCACAACCCCCAGGCCCAGGGGCAGGGGCAGGGGCGUGGAGCCGACAUGACCUCACCUACCAAGCACAGUCCUCCGGCUCUGGGAGGGCCCUCAGGUAUGGCUGGCCCCGCUGGCAUGGUCGGCAGCAUGUCCAACAUGCCCGGCCACGGAGCUUCCUCCACCUAGAGCAAGGGGCGGGGGGGAGCGGGGGGGAGUCGGCGAGCCCAUCCCUUAUUUGGUCCUAACAGCCGUGCUGAUCUUUUCUUCUGGUGGGAACUGCGCUCAAUCGUUUCAGUGCAACACCAACUUCAAUCAGGGUUCCUACACCCAGCUGGAGGUUUCCACAAGUCAGUCAAUUCAAAAGGUGGUUUUGGAAUUGCACAGAAAUCUUGUAAUAGUUAAUUGGGGGGGGGGGGGGGUGAAAUGUAGUUCCCUUUUUAAAUAGUUGUAACCCUGCGGUUGUUCCCUGUGUCGUGACAUUUGUUAGUGUGACGACAAAUAGUCGAGCUGUGGAGCAACAAUCACGCACCUUGAAGAGCAGCCAUUAAAGGUCCAUCCAAAAAGAGGACGUGUAGGAACCCUGGUUCAAAGAGCCGAGUCACCAAAGAGGUUAGGAGGACAGAGCGGCUCGGGGGGGCGGAGGCACCGGGUGAUCUAGACGGAGAUUAUGGGUAUUGAGGGUGGGUUAAGGAAAGUGAUAAUGAGAUGCAAGUUAGGGAAACCAGGGGAAAGGGUGGGCUGGUGGGGGGGGCAGGGUUUGAUUCACCCUCAAUUCAUUGAAUUCAUGUUGAGAACUGGAUUUUGAUCAUCUUUGAUAAACAAAUAUAAACAUGAACAGAGCCGUUUGUCUGAAGAUCUCAGCUGAGCAGCAAAAUGUCAAGUUCUGAUGAAAUCCAUCAGAAAACCAGAUCUCGUCUAACGAGCGUGAUGAUGUCAUUUAACCGCGUGUCCAUCAACAGCGUCCAGAACUUUAAUGUUGCAUUCACACCAAACGUGAAGAGAACACAUGAGAUACAAAGUUAAUGAAGCAACAGACGCACAAUUUGCAUCACACACAAUAUGUGAAAUAUUCAUCUAGCUGGCUCGAAUCCUCAGACUGUUCACGACCUCUCUGGCUUCUCUGGGAUUUACACAACACAACACAACACAACACAACACAACACAACACAACACAACAGAGCACAGUAGUGACCUCAGCCAGGAGUUCGUCCUCUUCUUCUUCCAGAGACCAGGCGGACUCUGGUGUCUUGUGUUUGCUUGUGUUUGCUUGUGUUGUUCUCACGAGAACCUCGAGACUCACUUGAGAACUUGCUUUGUAUUUGGUGUGAACGUAGCAUUUUAUCCCAGAAUCAAAAGAUUUCCUUCAGAUCAUUGGACGCCCGUCUUUCCACGUUGGUCUACAGACCUUCGAGGAUUUGAAAAUGCACUUUCACUUCUCAGCUGAAACUAAUUUAACAGCUAGAACCACGAAUGCUCUUAUCUGGGAACAAACAUCCUGGAUCUGCCUUUUUAUCCGGUUUGACUCCAGGACCGAUGCACUUAAAAAGAACUUCUUCGGUGACUGUGAUUAGACAGAAGGUGAGUCCAUGUUAGGUUAAUGUAAUGUCUCCUGCACACGUUGGACAUCCAGAGUUAAAUACUCUUAAUUACUGGGCUCCAUUAAAGUAGGAAAACAGGAGAUAAGUUCACACACUCGCUGAAGUCCAUGACUUCCUCACUUUCUGUAUCUCACUGUGGAUUAAAGAUUCUCAUUCAUUCUUUAAAAAAAACCUCCAGGCAGAGAAAACGCUCUUCAUGAAUUAAUUGAAUUGAAUGUGAAUGGAGCCCGAAGCUUUUCAGGAGCAGAGCGGCCGACAAAGACGGCUGUUGAUGAAUGAUUCGAUGAGGAAGGAAAGUAGUCUGAGCAGAGCGGGGCUACA
Messenger RNA from Platichthys flesus (European flounder), 4154 nucleotides. It is a transcript of the gene zbtb45, whose product is annotated as zinc finger and BTB domain containing 45. Gene Ontology annotation, biological process: regulation of transcription by RNA polymerase II. The record is from RefSeq and is a predicted model, not a curated record. The transcript is spliced from 6 exons. Gene Ontology annotation, cellular component: nucleus. Gene Ontology annotation, molecular function: RNA polymerase II cis-regulatory region sequence-specific DNA binding; DNA-binding transcription factor activity, RNA polymerase II-specific; protein binding. NCBI's taxonomy places the organism in Eukaryota, Metazoa, Chordata, Actinopteri, Pleuronectiformes, Pleuronectidae. The coding region runs from base 406 to 2421 and encodes 671 amino acids.